This is a messenger RNA of Olea europaea var. sylvestris, 2139 nucleotides long. RefSeq lists its product as uncharacterized. Lineage: Eukaryota; Viridiplantae; Streptophyta; Magnoliopsida; Lamiales; Oleaceae. The record is from RefSeq and is a predicted model, not a curated record. Gene Ontology annotation, biological process: proteolysis. Gene Ontology annotation, molecular function: nucleic acid binding; aspartic-type endopeptidase activity. The coding region runs from base 1 to 2139 and encodes 712 amino acids. The transcript has 9 exons.
AUGGAAGAAGCCAAGGCUCGAAUUUGUAGGGCCAAAGGCUUAAUGUACAUUGAUGUAAAAAUCAAUGGGAAGCCAAUCAGGGCUAUGGUGGAUACUGGUGCUACCCACAUCUACCUUGCAUGUAUCGAAGUAGAGCGGCUCGGACUUGUUCUGGAAAAGGGUAGUGGAAAAGUCAAAGCAAUCAACUCCACUGCUCAACCAAUAGCUGGAGUAGUGAAAUCGGUGUUGAUCAAAGCAGGUCCUUUCGAGGGAAGGACAAAUUUAUCUGCAGUUCAGAUGGAUGAUUUCAAGCUAAUUCUGGGAUUGGAAUUUCUUUGGGAUACUAAGACAGCAGUGUUGCCAUAUUCCGAUUCGUUAAUGAUGAUGGGUAAUAAGCCGUGUGUCAUCCCUACACAGGUUGGGAGGAUGGAGGAGAUCGAAGAGGCGAAUGGUCCUAUUCCAAAACCCGUUAAAAGACUUAUUCAGGAAUUUGAAGACAUCAUGCCGGAUGAAUUACCAAAGAAAUUACCACCAAGAAAGACGAUUGAUCAUGAGAUUGAACUUAUUCCAGGAGCCAAACCUCCCGCCAGGGAAAAGGCCAACGGUUCUCUUAGAAUGUGCUGUGACUAUCGAGCCUUGAACAAGAUCACCGUAAAGAAUAGUUAUCCUAUCCCACUGGUUGCGGAUUGCUUCGAUCGAUUGGGUCAGGCGAAGUAUUACACAAAAAUUGAUCUUAGGUCCAGAUACUGGCAAGUUCAGAUCAAGGAGGGAGACGAAGCAAAGACUACGGUGGUAACCAGAUAUGGAGCGUUUGAAUUUAAAGUGAUGCCUUUUGGUUUGACAAACGCUCCAACAACAUUUUAUACUAUGAUGAAUCAGGUCCUUCACGGGUUCUUAGAUGAUUUUGUCGUGGUAUACGUGGACGGCAUAGUAAUCUACAGCGAGACAUUGGAGGAACAUGUCCAGCAUAAAGGCUACUCAGAAAUUGCACUGUCACUUAUUGAAUUGACAAAGAAGGAUAAGGAUUGGGAUUGGUCAUCCCAAUACCAAACUGCUUUUGAUAGAGUCCUCAUGCAAGAAGGACAUCCGGUAGCAUAUGAGAGCCGGAAGUUAAACCAAACAGAACGUCGUUACUCGGCACAUGAAAAAGAAUUGUUGACAGUAGUCCAUUGUCUCAGAGGAUGGCGUCACUAUUUGCUUGGGUCUUCAUUUAUUGUGAAGAUAGAUAACACUGUAGUUAGUUACUUCAUUCGACGAGCCGAUUUGGCUGCCAUUUGCUCCAUAGCUGUUCUUUCAGGGAGCACCGUCUCCACGAACACUAGAGACCAAAUUCGGGCACUUAUGGAGAAGGACCCGGCUACUCAAUAUUUGGUCGACCUCAUCAAUGAAGACAAAGGGAGACCGCCUAUAUGUCCUAAGGGCGGAGAUUUGAGGAAAUCACUAAUUACAGAAUGCCAUGACACGAUUUGGGUAGGGCAUCCCGGAGAGGAAUGCACUUGUGCACUACUGCAACGUGCAUACUACUGGCCUCAAAUGCGGGACGACAUUGCAACCUAUGUAAAAACCUGUCUUAUUUGUCAGCAAGAUAAGGCAGAUCAUCAGAAAAGGGCAGGUUUGCUGGAGCCCCUUUCCGUCCUAACCCGGCCAUUUGAAAGUGUAUCGAUGGACUACAUUAUUGGAUUGCCAAAAGUUGAGGAUUUUGGUACUAUCAUCAUUGUGGUGGAUCAUUUAUCAAAAUAUGCAACUUUCAUUGCAGCGCCUAAGUAUGUAUCCGUGGAAGAGACAGCUCAACUCUUCUUCAAACAUAUUGUCAAAUACUGGGGACUGCCUAAGGACAUUAUUUGCUUCAAUGUCCAAAAGAGCUCUUCCACCAAUAAGAGUCAUUUUGAGAUUGUUACUGGCCAGCAACCACUACUCCCUCAUACAGUGGAUAUCGAACGAAGUACCAAGUCCCCUCAAGCAAAGAACUUUUCUCAAGAAUGGAAACGAAAGAUUGAAAUUGCUCGGAGUUAUCUUGAGAAAGCUCAAGAACGGUAUAAAAAGGCUGCAGAUCUAAAGCGCCAUUUCAUUGAAUUCAAUUUUUACAGUUUUCACCUUUUUCCUGUGUCAUUCAAGAGGCAAAAUCUCAGUGGGAUUAUCAUGGUUUACCCACCUAAUUGA